CUCGGCGCGGCAGUGGGGGCGGGUCGCGCAGGGCGGGCAGAGGGAAGGGAAGAUGGCGGAGGAGGAGAAGCUGCCCGCGGGGUGGGAGAAGCGCAUGAGCCGCAGCUCCGGCCGCGUGUACUACUUCAACCACCUGACGAACGCCAGCCAAAAUGGGAAUGCCGGGAAUACUGGGGGGGGUUACAUCCAGAAGAUCAAAUCAGGAGAGGAGGAUUUUGAGUCUUUGGCUUCGCAGUUCAGCGACUGCAGCUCGGCCAAGGCCGGAGGGGACCUGGGAGCGUUUGGGAGAGGGCAGAUGCAGAAGCCAUUCGAGGACGCCUCGUUCGCGCUGAGGGCCGGCGAGAUGAGCGGCCCGGUGUUCACCGAGUCCGGCAUCCACAUCAUCCUCCGCACAGAGUGAAGUGCCUUCCCGGGAAUUCCGUG
Messenger RNA from Pyrgilauda ruficollis (rufous-necked snowfinch), 423 nucleotides. RefSeq names its product peptidylprolyl cis/trans isomerase, NIMA-interacting 1 (gene PIN1). Gene Ontology annotation, cellular component: nucleus; cytosol. The transcript has 4 exons. Lineage: Eukaryota; Metazoa; Chordata; Aves; Passeriformes; Passeridae. The record is from RefSeq and is a predicted model, not a curated record. The coding region runs from base 53 to 400 and encodes 115 amino acids. Gene Ontology annotation, molecular function: protein binding; peptidyl-prolyl cis-trans isomerase activity.